This is a messenger RNA of Juglans microcarpa x Juglans regia, 979 nucleotides long. Its product is annotated as wound-induced protein 1-like. Lineage: Eukaryota; Viridiplantae; Streptophyta; Magnoliopsida; Fagales; Juglandaceae. The annotation marks the transcript as partial. The record is from RefSeq and is a predicted model, not a curated record. The transcript has a single exon.
AACUUGAGACUCACCGCCCUAGCUAGGCUUAGGCUAGAACUGGCUAACUCUCAGGAAACUCUGGAGGAAACUGAUUCCAGUAAUCGAAGGGUGGUUCUCGCCCUCUAUGAGGCCCUGAGCUCGCACGACGUGGCCACGGUGCACCAGAUCGUCGCCCCCGACCUGGAGUGGUGGUUUCAUGGUCCGCCUUCUCACCAGUUCUUGAUGCGCCUUCUGACCGGUACUGCCCCCGCUUCUGCCACAUCUUUCCGAUUUGUGCCUCAGUCCAUUACUUCCUUCGGGCCCACCGUCCUCGUCGAGGGCUGCGACCACGCCCGCUCUAUUUCCUGGGUUCACGCCUGCACCGUCACUGAUGGGAUAAUCACUCAGGUCAGGGAGUACUUCAAUACAUCCCUCACCGUCACGCGCCUCAGUAACUCCAACUCAUCUUCAACGCUGUCGGAUUUCUCUUCUACGCCGUCAUCCUCAUCAACGAUUGAGAUAACGCCUCUCCAUUGCCCGUCCCUUUGGGAGAGCAGCGUCUCCAGCCAGGUCGGAAAGUCGGUGCCGGGUCUGGUCCUGGCGAUAUAGUACUAUUUUCUCCCUAUAUUCGUCCGAUCAGCUGCAGUCGUUACUAUUAUUAAAAGUAAAUAAAAGUGCACAGGUGUCAGCCCCUGAUUGAGUGAAUCACUUAUGGGCUGAGCUGGAUUGCCGUAAAAGAUCGAGUCGGAGAGAUGUAAGCUCCUUAUUAAGGUCGUGUAUGGGUGUGGGUUUGCUUGUUUGGCUGGCAUCCUAAUUUGUAUGUUUGCGUGCCUGUCUGUCUGUCUGUCUGUCUGUUGUCUGGUUGUCGUGUUUAGUAUCGCGGUGGUGUUGUGUUGAUCGUGUGUGAGGGACAUGGAAACCAUGACGGUGGAAUAUUCGUAUUGGUCAUAUACCGAUGCAUCUUAUGUAAUCUCGUGUUUUGGUUGUGCAAUAAAGAUAUAUGCUCGUGAUUGUGAUA